Molecule: messenger RNA, 1212 nt
Organism: Seminavis robusta
Lineage: Eukaryota; Bacillariophyta; Bacillariophyceae; Naviculales; Naviculaceae
Source: the annotation of a GenBank genome assembly
AUGAAGAAGCCUCAAAAGAUGGACCUCUAUUGCCAAGCUGUUGAGCAGGCCGCUGAGACCUGGGAGACUGUGAAGCAAUUGCCAAACUACGAGGAGCUUGUGGGCGAAUUGCUCUUUCGAGAAAUCUUUGAGAUUGCGCCCGCAGCACUCCAUUUGUAUUCUUUUGGUGGCGACAAGGAGAUUUCGCAAGACAACAAAGUCCCCAGUUCUGUGUUUGCAUCACCUGCUUUUCUGGCUCACGCCAAAGGCGUCGUGGCCAUGCUGGAGUGCGUCAUCACCAUGAUGUUGGGCCAGGACAUGGAACGGCUAGCGACAUCUCUACACGCCUUGGGAAGCCGUCAUGUGGACUAUGGUGUCCAUCCAGCACACUACAGCGUUGUGGAGACUGCCUUGCUUCGAACCUUGGCGGGUGCCCUCGGUGACCAGUGGACAGAGGAUGUGAAACGAGGGUGGGCGGCAGUAUUCAAGUUCAUCAGCAAAGCCAUGAUGUCAGGGGCCGGUGCCGAACUUCAGAUCAUUAAGGAUAGACGGCGAAUGCUGGAGCGGAACAAGUCUGCCACACUGAGACUGAAAGUGAUUGGAAACAGCAAUGGGAUCUCACGUUUGUCACGGAGUGGAGUGAGCACUGUCAGGAGCCGACAUUCCCAACCAAAGACCCGCAACACAAGUCCCAGCAGUGAUCCACCCAGAAUGCCUUCUCGAGGAGGAAGAGGACGACGACGCCGUCGUGGUUCCAACCUCAGCAACCAUAGUGGCAGCAGCAGUGAUGGCAGCAGCAGUGGUGCUCGAGUGAGUCGACGAUGGUCCGAUUUAAGUCCCUUUCGAGAAGACGACGAGCUGACGGCCUCCUCGUCCGAGGAAGACAGCCGGUUUCGAGAAAUGGCUGUCUCCCCGAGGACAACGCAGCCUUGCAGACAGGCACCGCUGCCGGACAUCAUUGUCUUUCACAAGGAAGGCAGGAUGAGAUCCCAGGACAAAGACAAACCCGAUGGCCACUCUGACCAGGCUCCCAAAAAACCGACACGGUUGGGCUCUAUGGAGACUGAGGAGAAUGGUGACAGCUUCUUGGUCUGCAAGGUGGAAAAGAACAGAGUCUCGCAGGACAAUAUGGAAAUGACGGUCGACUCCACGUCCACCUACGACGAUGAGCUUCUAGUGAGGGAAAACGACACCUACUGGAGAGAAGAACUCAUAAAAGUGGUUCAUGUGUAG